AAUGGAGGUAGACAAAUGCAUUAAUGGAAACAGCAUAUAUGCAAAAAAAAAAAAAGCUUAUAUAUAGGCAACGGUGCUAUCUACCAUUUCACAGUUUAUCUUAGAGCCAUUUCCAAUGGAGAACUCGUUCACAUUGGUUACGAUUUUCGGUCUGCUGUUUACUUUAGGCAAUGUAGGUCCUCAAGCUGAGGCCGCGAGGGCGUUUUUCGUGUUCGGAGAUUCAUUAGUCGAUAACGGUAACAACAACUAUCUAGCUACCACGGCUCGUGCUGAUGCUUACCCUUACGGUAUCGACUAUCCUACUCAUAGAGCUACUGGCCGGUUCUCUAAUGGCCUUAACAUCCCAGAUCUUAUAAGUGAGCAAAUUGGCUCUGAACCAACAUUGCCAUAUCUGAGCCCGGAGCUAAACGGACAAAGGCUUCUUAUUGGUGCCAACUUUGCUUCAGCUGGAAUCGGCAUUCUCAACGACACCGGAGUCCAAUUCGUCAAUAUAAUUAGAAUCGGCGAGCAAUUACAGUACUUCAGGCAAUAUCAGCAACGAGUGAGUGCACUUAUUGGACCUGAACAAACACAACGCCUAGUGAAUGAAGCACUUGUUCUAAUGACCCUAGGUGGCAACGACUUCGUAAACAACUACUACUUGGUGCCGUUCUCGGCACGGUCACGGCAAUUCGCACUCCCUGAUUACGUCGUCUAUAUAAUUUCCGAGUACCGGAAAAUUCUUUUGAGGCUGUAUGAGUUAGGGGCAAGGAGGGUAUUGGUGACUGGAACCGGACCAUUAGGUUGCGUCCCGGCGGAACUAGCUCAACACAGCAGAGCCGGUGAAUGCGCGAUCGAGCUGCAACGAGCCUCAGCUUUGUUCAACCCACAACUUGCUGAAAUGCUCAGCGGACUCAACAAUGAGCUUGGAGCAGAUAUUUUCGUUGCAGUAAAUACAAAUGAAAUGCACAUGGAUUGGAUCAAUAACCCCCAACAAUUCGGUUUUGUUACGUCCAAGGUAGCUUGUUGUGGUCAAGGACCUUACAAUGGUAUUGGGUUAUGCACAAUUGCAUCAAACUUAUGUCUGAAUCGAGACAUUUAUGCAUUUUGGGAUCCAUUCCAUCCUUCGGAAAGAGCUAACAGGCUGAUCGUACAACAGAUCAUUACUGGUUCAACUAAGUACAUGCACCCAAUGAACCUUAGUACCAUCAUGGAAUUAGAUUCAAGGGUUUAGCAUAUCUUAAAAUACACUAGUUCUCUAUUAUUUAAUUGGGUUUUUGUUUUCCGGUUUGUUCUUUUUUUGAUAUAAGUAAGAUUGGAAUUCAUAAAUGCUGAGAUUCGAAUCUAAAUUUAUAAAAUGUUGUCUUUUAAAAGUAAUUGUAUGAAUGACUUAAAUUAAAUUUGGAUUCGACUCAGUUAUUAAAAAUUAAA
Molecule: messenger RNA, 1410 nt
Organism: Gossypium arboreum
Lineage: Eukaryota; Viridiplantae; Streptophyta; Magnoliopsida; Malvales; Malvaceae
Product: GDSL esterase/lipase LTL1-like
Exons: 5
Coding region: 116-1213 (365 amino acids)
Molecular function (GO): hydrolase activity, acting on ester bonds
Source: RefSeq, a predicted model, not a curated record